Messenger RNA from Trichogramma pretiosum, 2302 nucleotides. Its product is annotated as probable glutamate receptor. Bases 1 to 1863 code for a protein of 620 amino acids. Gene Ontology annotation, cellular component: membrane. The transcript has 8 exons. NCBI's taxonomy places the organism in Eukaryota, Metazoa, Arthropoda, Insecta, Hymenoptera, Trichogrammatidae. Gene Ontology annotation, molecular function: glutamate-gated receptor activity. The record is from RefSeq and is a predicted model, not a curated record.
AUGCCGACGCUCGCGGGAAUUUCAUUGAUGUUUUUACUCUACUUGGCCAAGGAAAGCGUCCUGAGUAUCGAGGCCCAUCGCUACGUGAAUUUUUUACUAGCCGUACACGAUUAUUACCAAUCUUCGGGUAUUCUUCUCUUGCACGCUGACAAAUUUUCCGACAGAUUUCAUGGGGAAAGGUCGAUCGGUCAAUACUUGAGGCAAUUUUCCGACAACGGCACCAUGUCCCAAAGUCUCGUCUACUCUCAACUCGACGGCUCGUCGUCGAACUCGGAUCGACUGUUGUCGCGUCGCAGCCUCUACGUGGUGUUUCUGCCGAGCGUCGAGAGCUUCGCGGACUUUUCGCGCCUCACCGAGACCCAAGACAUGUCCUGUCACACUUGGCUCGUCGUGUUCAGCGGCCAAGGGGCGAACGACGAGUGCCUCGACGGGCCCCGGGGCAACCCCUUCAAUCUGGUCUUCGACACGAGGAUGAUGGUCGUCUGCCACGGCUCGUCCGUCGUCCAGAAGUGGUACUCGCUGUCCAGGACGAGGAACCGAACGAGGAGGCUCGAGGUCGCCAACUGGAUCGAUUCGCCGGCGCGGCUCAGCUUCAAGGACGACAGCGACUACUACGACUAUCGUUACAAUUUGGCAGGCAGCACCAUCAGAAUAGCCACGCCCACGCGCCAAUCGCGAUCGGCGAACGGCAAAAUGAGCGGCUACCUGGAGAGCGUGCUGCGCGAGCUGAGCGGCCUCAUGUCCUUCCGCGUCGAGCACUCGAUCGAGGAGGACGCCGUGGGAAUUUGGGAUAGUCGGAGCCGCAGCUGGUCGGGUAUAAUGGGCCACCUGACGCGCGGCCAGGUCGACUUGGGGCUCGCGGCCGUCACCGUAUCCAAGUUUCGCUUGGACUACGUCGACUUUACCAGGCCGCUGCUGCUCUCGGCCAACAGGAUCUACCUGAGACAGCCGGCGGCUUAUCGCGUGCCCUGGUCGGCUUACUUUCGAGCGUUCUCCGUGAAGUCUUGGAUAGCUAUCGUACUGGUCUUGUUGGCGGCGUCGAUCGUUUCGGCCUUGGUCGGGUUCAUCCUCGACCGAGACAAUGGCGCAUCGCGACCGCUCAACUUUUCCCUUAGUUACGCCUUGGACAACUUCAUCCGCAUCUGGGGAAUCUAUUGCCAGCAGGGCCUCUCGGAAUUCCCCAUGGCGACUCCGUUGCGCUUCGCUUACUUCUCCACCUUGCUCUUGACGGUGAUAAUUUGGGCCGUAUUUUCGGCAUCUAUAACUAGUUUUCUCACCAUUCUUGAGCCGUCUUUGUCAUUCUCGGACGUCGACGGUUUCGUUAGAGAUGGCUCGUACCAACUGAUCGUUGUUCAGAACAGCAGCGACCAAUACAGCAUCGUGAAUGGAGUCGAUCCGAUUUUAUUAAAAUUACGCCCCUUCCUCAAAGACCCCGACGAUUUACCAUCGAAUGCCUUUGCGGGCUUUCAACAGGUGUGCGAUGGAAAAAUUGGAUUCUACUCGAGUAGCGCCGCAUUGAAGGGUGUCAGCGCUUACAUACCCUGCGCUUUGUCCUACAUCGAAACAGGCCAGUCCGAGUGCUUGGCGAUUGCUCUGCCGAAACGAAGUCCAUACGUUACGUCCAUGAAUUAUUAUUUGCGGAAGCUGGAGGACAGCGGCGUGCUUAAAAAAUUGGCCCACUCCUUUUUCGUAGAGAACGCGGAAUUAUCGUUUCCCAGUCACUCCCCGAUUGGAAUACGAGGAAUCGCACCGCUGCUGACCAUUUACACGACGGGAGUUUGUUUGGCCUUCGCCGUGCUCACUGCCGAGCGGCUGCAUCGCCUCUUCGUGUUGAAACUGAACGAAAGACAUGGGAAGAUUUGAGCAAUAAAAUGGAAUCAGAAAUUUUUAUCGCAGUCGAAAAAUAAAGCAGAAUGCUUUAAGAGACAAGAUAAAAUUUUUAAUAUAUUUCGAUUUUAUUUUCACAAGGUACAUGACCUGGCAAUGUUUACAAUAUUUUUAUUUAUAAUCAACUUAAUUAAUUCUUCAAAUAUCCAUUUUUCAACUCAUUCAUAGUAUGCCACUCUGCUGUGUAAUUAUUCUUUUUUUUUUAUAUUUAUUUAUUAUAAUCGUCAAAUUCAACUGCAUUGGCGCAAAUAUUUCAUCAUUUUUUUUUCAUUAUAGAUACAUUAUUUAUAUAUGAAUAAUAUCAUACUUUCAAUGGAGUCAACAACAUAUAUAUAUUUAUUUAUUUACUUGAUAAUAUAUGUAUUAUGUAUACAUAAGUGCCAUUUUAUGUUCAUCAUUAUACCUUUUAACCGCU